GAGAAAAGGCUUUUAAAAUCUCACUUUAGCGAAAGCAGAUUGUAUGCUAAAGCUCUCCAACCACGAAGCUUCCUCUUCUUUUCCUGUUGUAAUAUAAAUUGGACGAAUGAUAGUGUGUGGUGGCAGAGAGAUUGAAAAUGGGGGUUGGGGGUUCGUUGGAGUAUGUAUCCGAGAAUUACUUGAUGUGCAUUAGCCAUAAACGCAACAAUAAGCACCACCAGUUGCAGACCGUUGAGCUUAAGGUGGCUAUGGAUUGCGAUGGGUGCGAGCUUAAAGUGAAGAAAGCUCUGUCUUCCUUACGAGGAGUGAAAUCAGUGAAGAUAAACAGAAAGCAGCUGAAGGUGACAGUGACAGGGUAUGUGGAAGCAAGCAAAGUGUUGAAGAAGGCAAAGUCGACAGGGAAAAAGGCAGAGAUAUGGCCAUAUGUGCCCUACAAUUUAGUGAAGCAUCCCUACGCUGCCCCAGCUUAUGAUAAGAAGGCCCCUCCUGGGUAUGUCAGAAAUGUAGAGGACAAUGCUGUGGCCUCCUCUGUUGUCAAGUUUGAAGACCCUUCCUUUGUCACCAUGUUCAGUGAUGAUAACCCUAAUGCCUGCUCCAUCAUGUAGCCAAAAAA
Molecule: messenger RNA, 613 nt
Organism: Cucurbita moschata (crookneck pumpkin)
Lineage: Eukaryota; Viridiplantae; Streptophyta; Magnoliopsida; Cucurbitales; Cucurbitaceae
Product: heavy metal-associated isoprenylated plant protein 23-like
Exons: 1
Coding region: 138-605 (155 amino acids)
Molecular function (GO): metal ion binding
Source: RefSeq, a predicted model, not a curated record